Molecule: messenger RNA, 2666 nt
Organism: Gorilla gorilla gorilla (western lowland gorilla)
Lineage: Eukaryota; Metazoa; Chordata; Mammalia; Primates; Hominidae
Gene: ZCCHC8
Product: zinc finger CCHC-type containing 8
Exons: 14
Coding region: 168-2291 (707 amino acids)
Biological process (GO): RNA processing
Cellular component (GO): catalytic step 2 spliceosome
Molecular function (GO): RNA binding; zinc ion binding
Source: RefSeq, a predicted model, not a curated record
CGACUGGCCCCGCCCCGUGUGCAGCUUUCGCGGCCUGCGUCUGAAGAAAACCCUAGCGGGUGGCUCCGUGCGGCCAGAGCUCUAGAGAGUGGUGCCGCCUUCCAACCUUCUUCCCCAAGCCCUGGUGGCCGGCUCCGCCUCUUCUCGAAUCUUUUCCACAGCCCAAAAUGGCCGCAGAGGUGUAUUUUGGCGAUCUAGAGCUCUUCGAGCCGUUCGACCACCCAGAGGAGUCGAUUCCGAAGCCCGUUCACACUCGCUUCAAGGACGACGACGGCGACGAGGAGGACGAAAAUGGGGUCGGCGACGCGGAGCUACGGGAGCGGCUUCGGCAGUGCGAGGAGACCAUCGAGCAGCUCCGCGCCGAGAAUCAAGAACUUAAACGAAAAUUGAACAUUCUGACUCGACCGAGUGGAAUAUUGGUGAACGAUACUAAGUUAGAUGGACCUAUAUUACAGAUUCUAUUCAUGAACAAUGCUAUUUCAAAGCAAUAUCAUCAAGAAAUAGAGGAAUUUGUAUCAAAUUUAGUAAAAAGAUUUGAGGAACAGCAGAAAAAUGAUGUGGAAAAGACUUCCUUUAAUCUUUUGCCCCAGCCAUCCAGUAUUGUGCUAGAGGAGGACCACAAAGUGGAAGAGUCCUGUGCCGUUAAAAACAACAAGGAAGCUUUCAGUGUUGUAGGAAGUGUCCUGUAUUUUACUAAUUUUUGCCUUGAUAAAUUGGGGCAACCGCUUCUAAAUGAAAACCCUCAGCUUUCCGAAGGAUGGGAAAUACCCAAGUACCAUCAAGUCUUCAGCCACAUUGUUUCUCUAGAAGGGCAAGAAAUACAAGUAAAGGCAAAAAGGCCAAAGCCUCACUGUUUCAAUUGUGGUUCUGAAGAACACCAAAUGAAAGAUUGCCCAAUGCCUCGGAAUGCUGCUCGAAUAAGUGAAAAGAGAAAAGAGUAUAUGGAUGCCUGUGGAGAAGCAAACAAUCAGAAUUUCCAGCAGCGAUACCACGCAGAAGAAGUAGAAGAAAGAUUUGGAAGAUUCAAGCCAGGAGUUAUUAGUGAGGAACUUCAAGAUGCACUAGGUGUGACAGACAAGAGUCUUCCACCUUUUAUCUAUCGGAUGCGCCAGCUAGGGUACCCACCAGGGUGGCUCAAAGAGGCUGAAUUGGAGAAUUCGGGGCUUGCACUCUAUGAUGGAAAAGAUGACACUGAUGGGGAAACAGAAGUUGGAGAAAUACAACAGAAUAAAAGUGUCACUUACGAUCUCUCAAAAUUGGUCAACUAUCCUGGUUUUAAUAUAUCUACUCCCAGAGGAAUUCCAGACGAAUGGAGGAUCUUUGGUUCCAUACCAAUGCAGGCAUGUCAGCAGAAGGAUGUGUUUGCCAAUUACCUUACUUCUAACUUCCAAGCGCCAGGUGUGAAGUCUGGCAACAAGAGGUCUUCAUCUCACUCUAGCCCAGGUAGUCCAAAGAAGCAGAAGAAGGAAAGCAACUCAGCGGGAUCUCCCGCCGACAUGGAGCUCGAUUCAGAUAUGGAGGUACCACAUGGUUCUCAGAGCAGCGAAAGUUUUCAGUUUCAACCACCAUUACCUCCUGACACUCCUCCACUCCCCCGGGGAACUCCUCCACCCGUCUUCACCCCUCCACUCCCAAAGGGCACCCCCCCGCUGACUCCCAGUGACUCACCCCAGACCAGAACAGCAUCUGGAGCUGUGGAUGAGGACGCACUGACUCUAGAAGAACUUGAAGAACAGCAGAGGCGGAUCUGGGCAGCUCUUGAGCAGGCCGAGAGCGUAAACAGCGACUCCGACGUUCCUGUGGACACACCUUUAACUGGCAAUUCCGUUGCGUCAUCACCUUGUCCAAAUGAGCUAGACCUCCCUGUCCCGGAGGGAAAAACAUCUGAAAAGCAGAUGCUGGAUGAGCCUGAGGUACCAGAGAUUUUUACAAAGAAAUCAGAAGCUGGACAUGCCUCCAGUCCAGACUCUGAGGUGACAUCACUUUGUCAGAAGGAAAAAGCAGAGUUGGCUCCGGUAAACACUGAAGGUGCCCUUCUUGAUAAUGGCAGUGUUGUACCAAACUGUGACAUCAGCAAUGGGGGCAGCCAGAAGCUCUUUCCUGCAGACACCAGUCCUUCAACGGCCACUAAAAUUCAUAGCCCUAUACCUGACAUGAGCAAAUUUGCAACUGGAAUCACGCCAUUUGAAUUUGAGAAUAUGGCAGAAUCUACUGGAAUGUACCUCAGGAUAAGAAGCUUGUUAAAGAACUCACCCCGAAACCAGCAGAAAAACAAAAAGGCCUCUGAAUAAUGGCUUGACUUAGCACUGAGAGCUAUUUAAUAACUUUGUUCCGUUAAUUAGUACUAAUUAAGUGGAUAGAUAGAAUGGUUUUCCUGUUUGUCCCUCCCAUGUUUAAAAAUCUAUCCAAGGUUCAUGUUCCAAAGUCAAGCCUAUUUUAAAGAAAGACUGAGCUCACUGGUUCAGUGUAUUUUAUUCUCACUGACAAAACUUGGGGGGAGAUGUGAAUAUGACCUGGUUUAGAGAGGGUUAAGGUUUAUACUAUUUUUGGAUUGUGACUGUCCGUCAAGAGUGAUGGUUUUUAUCUGUCUUUUGUACAUUGUUUUCCCUUUCUACAUUUUGCUAAUUAUCCUGUAUAUAAGUUUAAUAUAUCACUUUUUAAAAGAA